GCGCGUUGCCGUGGCGACGGGGGCGGGGCGAACGCCCGGAAGCGGAGCCAUGGCGGCGGAGGGUCCCGCCGCGCUGCUGCUGCUGCUGCUGGUGGCGGUGGCGGGCGGCGACGACGCGGACUGGGUGCGGCUGCCCAGCAAGUGCGAGGUGUGCAAAUAUGUGGCAUUGGAGCUGAAAUCUGCUUUUGAAGAGACCGGCAAGACCAAGGAGGUGAUCGACACCAAGUAUGGCUUCUUGGAUGGGAAGGGCGCUGCCGUCAAGUACACACAGUCGGACAUCCGGCUCAUUGAGGUGACAGAGAACAUUUGCAAGAGGCUGUUGGACUACAAUCUGCACAAGGAAAGGAGCGGCAGCAACAGAUUUGCAAAGGGUAUGUCAGAGACGUUUGAGACCCUGCACAACCUGGUGCACAAAGGUGUCAAGGUGGUGAUGGACAUUCCCUACGAGCUGUGGAAUGAGACCUCUGCCGAGGUGGCGGAUCUCAAGAAGCAGUGUGAUGUGCUGGUGGAGGAGUACGAAGAUGUGAUCGAGGACUGGUACCGGCACCACCAGACGGAAGAUCUCUCCCAGUUCCUCUGUGCUGACCGCGUGCUGAAAGGGAAGGAUGCCAGCUGCUUAGCAGAGAAGUGGACCGGCAAGAAGGGGGACUUGGCGAGCGCGGGGGAGAAGCCGAGCAAGAAGAAGAGCGGGAAGAAGAAGAAGAAAGUGGAGAAGGAGCAAAGCGAGGGUGCCGAGAGCUUCUCCACGGAGGAGAGCGGGGUGCAAGAAGCCACCCCGCUCCCCCACAGCCCCACCGACGAGCUAUAGGCAGCGGCUCGCAAGGACUGAGCGGGGAGAAAGGCUCUUCCCCCGUGCCACAGCCGCAGCUCCCGGCCCACCACGGUACGGACUCGUUCCCCCCACAGCGCGCCGAGCCGGGGCCGCGUCCUCCCAGCGCCCGCAGCACGGCUGCCCGGGGCCCUCCAGCGCCGGGGCUGCGAAUAAAGACCUUUUUCGCGGAG
This is a messenger RNA of Phasianus colchicus (ring-necked pheasant), 1002 nucleotides long. It is a transcript of the gene CNPY3, whose product is annotated as canopy FGF signaling regulator 3. The record is from RefSeq and is a predicted model, not a curated record. Lineage: Eukaryota; Metazoa; Chordata; Aves; Galliformes; Phasianidae.